This is a messenger RNA of Aphidius gifuensis, 270 nucleotides long. RefSeq names its product SRA stem-loop-interacting RNA-binding protein, mitochondrial-like. NCBI's taxonomy places the organism in Eukaryota, Metazoa, Arthropoda, Insecta, Hymenoptera, Braconidae. The record is from RefSeq and is a predicted model, not a curated record. Bases 1 to 270 code for a protein of 89 amino acids. Gene Ontology annotation, molecular function: RNA binding. The transcript has a single exon.
AUGGCUGGUGUUGGUGUAGGUAAAACACUUCAUAAAUUACGUGUUGUUAAUAUUCCAUGGACAAUUGGUGAUUUACAAUUGAAACAAUAUUUUUCACAAUUUGGCUUUAUUAAUAACGCUAAAGUUAUCUUUGACAGACGUACUGGUUUAAGUAAAAAUUUUGGUUAUCUUGAAAUAACUGAUAAAGAUACUUAUCAUAAUAUUGUUGAAAAAAAAAAUCAUCAUCUUGAAGGAUAUGAACUUUAUGUAAGACGUUUUUUUGAAAAUUAA